Messenger RNA from Cryphonectria parasitica EP155, 441 nucleotides. RefSeq lists its product as uncharacterized. Lineage: Eukaryota; Fungi; Ascomycota; Sordariomycetes; Diaporthales; Cryphonectriaceae. The coding region runs from base 1 to 441 and encodes 146 amino acids. The transcript has 2 exons. The record is from RefSeq and is a predicted model, not a curated record.
AUGAACCAUUCCCACCCCGAGAGGACCCUCGAGAAGCGGUGCUUUAUUGCGGAGAAGGAGCUCAUUCACCUUGUCGGUUGGGAGGAAAAAGAGAAUCUGGGAAGCAUCCGACUCUGCGAAUUGGCAACUAUCAGGGAAAAGGACUAUCUCUAUUCCAAAACUGCCUACCAUACUUGGUUGGGCAUAUCCUACCUCGAUCUAGCCAACCUCAAGUGGUACCUCGACAGGGCUGAGAGGCCGGGAUACUGGACUAUCACUCCCGAUCAGCUGGCGGAGGCCGAGACCAGCUGCGAUGACGACCAUUUAGAUCCUUGGUGCCUGGUGAUGCGGUAUGGGACCUUGUCUCUGUCGGUAUACACAGAGGAGAACGACGAUUUCCAUCAGCGUGCCGUUACAGGAGACAAGGCAACUUCUGGGUCGAGCCAUGCAGGGGCGACAUAA